AUGACGCAGUUGCAAGACCCCCCGCGUUUCAAGGUGUUGAAUCGUGGAGAGUUGGUGGAUACGGGUACACAGCCAGAAGAACGUUCCCCGGUGACAACCAGGAUGGAUGCCUCCCCACAAGUCAGCGAAAGUCAACUAGACAGUUCAGGAUGUGAUCCUGGUGAUGGCGACACCCUGGAUGAUGACCAAGGUGGUAUCUUUGUGGAUGCGCCUCCAGAAUGGACUACUGAAUUCGAAGAACGCCAGGGGAGCGAAACGCUCGCAGAGGUACACCCUGAACAGGAUACUUCAGGGCCUUCCCCAGAACCAGCGUCUUGGGCACCACUCGAGAAGUUGGAGAUGGAAUACGAACGCUGUAUGAGGGUUAGCGCGGAGGACCUGGACUUGGAACCAGGUGUGUACAUACAUGAAGGGAGCGAGAUGCUGGUACAAUUACGGGACCAGUUGGUCAUGCUGCCAGAAUUGAGCGAAUUAUACCCAGAAUGUGACAUCGAUCAGGCUGAUGUGGGAGUCCCAGGUGAGACCUCCCCCGAAGAUGAAUCCAGGAUGCGUGCCAUCCUGAAGCGCCAUAGAAAGAUUUUCCUGGGCGACGUCAAUGCCACACCUGCUCCCGCUAGAGGAGUAGUAUGUGACCUCGAUAUGGGAGAUGCCAAACCUAUCGCGUUGCGCCCAAGGUCAAUUGGACCGCACGUGGCAGUCAAGGUAUACGAGCUCCUCAAGAAAUUGCUCGAGGACAAUCUGGUUGAACAUUCUGAAUCGCGGUGGGCAUCUCCAGUUGUGAUCGUGCUCAAGAAAAAUGGAGUGGACAUCAGGAUGUGUAUUGACUAUCGACUUGUGAAUAAUUUCAUGCGGCUGUCUAGCUUUCCAUUACCUCUCAUCGACGACCUGCUAGUUUGUUUUGAGAAAGCACUCUGGUUCAUGAGCCUGGAUAUGGCCAACGUGGAUCCGAAUGCCGUUUGGCCUGAAAAACGCACCCCUGAUUUAUCAGCAAGUGAUCAACAAUUGCUUGUGGGGAUUCGUGCGUCUGCCACCAGAAGAGGAGGGGAGGUAGACCAAGAAGUUUUGGAUUACCUGAAUCUGGAUCCCCAGGAUGAUGAACCUCCAGGGUGUGGCACUCCGGGGUGCACCGGUUGCGAAGACGACCAUGUCUCUCGGUCGUUGCCGACCCUGGCGGACCAAAUGACAGUGUUCAAAAGGAACACCCCUGCUCCAACCCAGAUGUCGCCUGUCCUAGGGCGCAGCUCUUAUAUCGAUGAUAUCGCGCAUGCCGCACCAACCUGGGAUGCACUGUGCGCUGACUUGGAUGCUUUGCUAUAUAGGCUGCGGUAUUGGAAUAUUUCAGUAAGUCUGCCGAAGAGCGAGUUCGGAAAAUUGUCCAUCCCGUAUUUGUCACAUGAGAUUAGCGCUGAAGGGAUCAGGGCAACACCGAAGAUCGCUAAGGGGGUUCAGGAUUUACCGUUCCCAACUACCCUGAAGGGAGUGAAAUUUUUCUUGGGCAGCUUGAAUUACUAUCAUAAAUUCAUUGAAGACGACCCCGUGGUUGAGGCUUCCCUGUAUGAACUCUCGGACGACCAAGUGCGCUCAGGGCGAGAUCUCUCCAGGGCAAAGCAGGCGUUUGACGCGUUCAAAAUCCUGAAAUACAAGAUCGUAUCGAUCCCGGUAUUGAGACACCCUGACAGGACCAAACCGUUUGUCAUUAUACCCCAUGCAAAUCAAUGGGCUGCUUGUGCGGCCCUGGGUCAAGAACAUGAUGGUUUGAUCCAGCCAAUGCGUUUUACGGGGCGUGUUCUCCACGAUGCGAAAUUGAGGUAUCACAUCGCAGAAAAGGAGGUCAUCGCUGUGCUGAGGGCGCUCGGUUUUGAAGUGGAUCAUGAAAUCCAAGACAGCAGAUGGCAGAUGUGUACCCUGGGGCGAUUUACUUUCGCAGUGGAUCUGGAUGUCAGGAAGAUCCAGCGGGACGAAGAUGGACUAGCUGCCAUCCUGGGCGCUGGCAUCACACUUCGAGAGCAUUUAGACGAAGUCGCCGAGGAACUCAUUCCUGCCAAGGGGCGUGCGAAACCGCCACCGAUAAUCAGCGUGGAGAUAGAGAUGUUGGAAGAUACUUUCCAGGGCAUCAUUCUAAGUUUCGAUGGCGCUGCCAAGACGUCUACCCGGCAAGAUAGCUGUGGGUGCAUUUUGUGGAAACUCCCUGGAUGGAAAAUCCUGGAUGCACAGGGUUUCAUCCUGGAAGAUGUCACUGUGAAUGACGCCGAGUACUGUGGACUUCUGAAUGGUCUAACCAUGGCACAAGCCAGGCGCGCCAGGUACUUGAUCGCUGUGGGUGACUCACGAAUCGUCAUCCAGCAAGUACAGGGUCUGAUUAACUGUAAUCAGCCUAACUUGCAAAGACGAUUGGCCAGCUGUGAAGCAUUGACAGCAAAGUUCGACUCGGUGAGACUGGUGCACGUCAAGCGGGACUUCAAUCAGCGGAUUACCUGA
Phytophthora megakarya is the source of this 2478-nucleotide messenger RNA. Lineage: Eukaryota; Oomycota; Peronosporomycetes; Peronosporales; Peronosporaceae. The record is from the annotation of a GenBank genome assembly.